This is a messenger RNA of Caenorhabditis sp. 36 PRJEB53466, 10868 nucleotides long. Lineage: Eukaryota; Metazoa; Nematoda; Chromadorea; Rhabditida; Rhabditidae. The record is from the annotation of a GenBank genome assembly.
AUGUAUGCCGAUGGUUUCGGAAACCUGUACCACCCGAAGCUCGCCGGAUUCUCGUGCCGUGACAUUCCACGAGAUUUGGAGUACAACAAUCGGAAACUGGUGCAUCACAAUCAUCAGGGAAGACGGAUCAAGAAGAAGCGAGAGCGACUCGUUCUGUUUCGAGGAGUGCAAAUUGAUGGGAGACAGAUCAAGAAGCCGGUCGGACCGAGUGAGAGAAAAAGGUGUAGUUCGAAUAAUGAGAGCCGAGAAGAGCGAACCGUCAAGUGUCAUGAGCAGUGUCUUCCUUCGUUUCCAGCGUGGGCGGGUCAAGUGGAGAGUCUGGAGAGGAAAUUGAAGAUUGGAGGCAUGGAGGUCACUUUGAAGGAGGUUGCAGAGGCUUGGAAGGACUGGACACGAGAAGCGGCGUGGGCGUACUUGAACGGAAAAGAGACCAGGUGAGCCGCGAUUUGUAGCAACACAAUAGUAGUUCAAAUUUAGAGUCACACACGUUGUCAAGGCCCCAUGGAGUGCUAAUAUCGCGCAGAACAUUGAGAAAAUAAGUGAUCAGUUGAGGCUCAACACAAAGAUUAUCACAAUGUUCUUCAAAAGUUAUCGACAGCGCUGUCUGAUCGACCUGAGCUUUCUGCUCAGCGAGAAGGGAAGAACGGUGCCCGAGCUGGAGAAGCAGCUGCACAACUUUGUGAAGGACACCAAAAAGAUAUUGUCGUUCGAGUGGCCGAUGGCGGUGGCCAAUCUGAUGCUAGACGAGGGUAACUCUUGGAUUCCGCUCUUCGUCACUGCCACGUCACACACUGUUUUCAAUGCGGUCGCUGCCACGAUGGCAAGGCUGCUGUACGACGUGGUUAUGGAGAACAUCACUCGUGUCAAGACCUUUUUCGAUGUGGACGAUCGUGCCAAGUUGAUCAUCAUUCUGCAGGAAGGCGAGGAGGAGUUCGACUACUGGCAAAGGAUCAACAUUCUUUUGGAUCUUUGUAAAAGUAAGAUCAUUUGUUCAUCACCGUAUUAAUUCUGUUGUUCAGUUCCACGCGUCGACCACAAAAUCUACCCGCGCAUGUUCGCCGAAGCGUACAUCGACGUCACCAAUUGGUUCGACUCGCAGAGCAUUGUGUUCAAACCACUUCCGCAGCCGUUUGAAGUCGUCAACGGCUCGGUUGUGCGAGUUCAGCAAAUGCUGGAUUCAUUUGAGAAGACGCCAGACGACAUGGAGUUUUGUGUGCGAAUUGCCGAAGAAAUAUUGCGGCUUCGGGAUCAGGUGCUCCAACAGAAAACGCGCGUUUUGAAGGAUUUCAUAAUUUACGACAGCAGUGAGAUCAAAAAACGGACGUUGGACAAGAUAUUGGAGCUGGAGAAACGUGUGAAAGGAAUUGUUCUGAAUCAUUUGUCGGCCAAAAACAACGCGAUUCGAGCGGUGUUCACGUCGUGCUCGGCCAAACUCUACAGGAACGACGUGCUCACCCAAUUGAGAAACAUUGAAGACGUUCAGAACGAACUGCCGAGCAUCAAGCAGAAGAUUGCAGUGGUUGGCAAGGCGUACAAGACGUACAUGGACUACUUUACGAUGCCCGACUACGACAUCAGGCAGUACUACGAGAUAUCGAGGCUGGGCUUCAAGCUGGAGCAGCUGGCCAACUUUGUGUGGGACCGCAUCAGUCACGACCGGCAGUGGAUCACGAAACAAGUGUCCGAGCAGACGUCAAAGAACUAUUACGAGUGCGAGAUGAUCGAGAAAGAGUGGUUGGACUGUCUGAAGAAGUAUCGGAGUGCGGUGCGGAUAAAUGAGGUGCAGAAGGUGCAGAUUAAGAUGCUCAAUUUGGAAGAGAGGAGUACGGUGCUCAAGGAGAAAGAUGAGCAGCUCAUCGGGCAACGAUCCCUGCUCGGACUGCCUUCCUCCCCAAUUGACUGCGUUCGAAUCGCCAAACUUUGUCAGUUCUUCUCAAGACUCUCGACUCUUCACUUCAAAACUCUUCUACAUCAUGAAUCAUGUUUGAGAAGUGAGUAUGAGUAAAAAAAAACAAGGAAACUGAUAUAACGCUUGUCAUUUCAGUGCGAAUCUCCGAUGUGGACCAUAACUCGUUGGUUUCUGAAACGGAACGUCUUCUAUCUGAAAAAGAGAAUGUGACGGAGAUGGCGCUGAGUGUGAACGAGCACUCCACAACUUCCAAAGAAGCCCUGAACAAGAUACAGCAUGUGCUCGCCGAGUUCGAGAAGCUUCUGCCGGUGCUCGGAGCGAUCUCGUGCCAGGCGAUGAAGGAUCGGCACUGGCAGCAGAUCUUGCAGGACACGGAGCACAGUCUGAAAGUGGAAGGGAAUCCGCUGGUCAGCGAGCUGCUCGAGAUGAAUUUCAUUGAGAAAGCGGAACAGUUCGAGCAAGUCGGCGCUCAGGCCGAAAAAGAGAGAAUCUUGGAGAUUUCGAUUGACAAAAUGAGAGAGCAGUGGAAGUCGGCCAAGUUUGUCACUCACCACGGCGGAGAGCUUCUGACGACCGAGCUGAACGUUCAGAUGCAGGCUCACUUGGCACGCAGCCAGACGAUCCUCUCAUCCCCGCACGCAUUCUCGAUCCUCGAUCACAUCCGUCACUGGCUCGACACUCUUCUCAGCCUCAACACAUUUGUGCAUUUGUACAAGCAAUGUGACGCGAGAUGGCGGAAGAUCGAAGGCGUCUUCUCGACGGAAGACAUUGCCUAUCAGAUGCCUCUCGAGUUCAGAACCUUCAAGAAGAUAUCGUUGCGCUGGGUGCACAUCAGCAAUCAGAUCACCGAAGAGCGUCCGAUUCUCGAGCAGAUGGAUUUGGUGCAGCAGCUCAACAUGGAUCUCUCGGAGCUCGAGGUCUUGUUCGGACGAAUGGAGAACGGGUUCCACGCGUAUCUCCGCAAGAAACGAGCAGUGUUCCCGCGGCUGUUCGCCCUCUCCGACGAGCUCCUCCUCUCUCUGAUCUGCGACAGUCGCGAGCCGGCCAACUGCAAAUCGUACAUCCCGCUGCUCUUCCCCGCACUCACCACGUUCGACCAGAACACCAAAAUGGAAAUCGUGUCGGUGUCGACUAAAACGGAGACUAUUCCUCUGGCGAAGCCCGUGAAUGUGAAUGUGUCGAAGAGGCACGUCGAGAAGUGGAUGCAUGAGUUGGAUGCGCAGAUAAAGGCCACUCUGAGGACGCGUACCCGGCAGCUCAUCGAGAAAAUGAACUACAAGCUGAGUCCGGUGGAGAGUGUGCUCGGCGAGCCCGUGCAGGUGGCUUUUGUCUACCUCAAAAUCGCGUUUUGUUGGCAGUUGGAGAACAGUUUGCGACAGAGUUCGAUGACGGUCCUGGCAAGCGAGCUCAAGAUUUGUCUACGAGAGUGUCAGCACAUUGUGAUUCAUAAAAAGGACCGGGCAGAGUUUCUACCUCCUUUGUAUCACAUUUAUAAGGCCGCCAAUCAUCUGGUAAACAAGUUUAUCAAUGAGCAAGUCGUGUUUAUUGACGAUCAUCGUUGGACUUCACAAGUUUGUUCUAGUUUCAAUGAAUUCCUAUAAUAACAAAGAUUCAGCUUCGAUACUACUGGCACAUGGAGAACAUAUUCAUCCGCGUUGGCACCGUGUCCACCCGCUACGACUAUGAGAUUCAGGACCUGGAGCACAUGCUCGACUACAAAUUGAUCGACGAAGCUGUCAAGUAUUUCGUAUUUAUGAAUCACUUUGGUCUCAACUUCCACGGAACAAUCGAUGCUCAGUUGGCUCGUCAAGUCGCCGGAGCAUUAGGAAGACCUUUCGCUUUUUGUGACUCGGAAAAGGAGCUGGAGAGCAAGAUGCUCAUCGAAGGAGCGCUUCUGUUCGGAGGAAUCGUUUAUAUGCAAGGAAGUGAGAUUGGAAAGCAGACGGAGAGAGAUAUGUACUCUCUGCAGAACCUGUCAAGUCUCAAGUACCACUUCGAGUCCGAGAUCACCAUCAACAUGUCCUGCAUGUUCUUUUUGUAAGUUGAAUUUUCAUAUCACUGAAACGUUUCAUCUUCCAGAACAUCAUCAGCAUUUUCGACGGCAAGAGCUCUUCAGCUAGAUCCCACCACUUACAGCAGAGCAGUCGAUGACGCGUUCUCACUAAACAGUGUCACUCAUCGAGAGAAGAAAGUUGAAAAAUUUCAAAUAAUUUGUGAACUUGAAAAGUAUACUGGCAACUCGAACAUUUCGAAGAAUUACACCAAAGCAUUAGUGGCAAAAGUGAUUGAGAAUGAAGCGAUCGAAGCGGAUGAACCCAUUGAGCAAACGUUCUUCACUCAAUUGAACGUUUGCAUGAGCAACAAAAACAAGAGACUUCUGGAGAAACUUCUUCAAAUCGCUCCCCUCAAGUCACGAAAGUCGCUGACUCUGUCACGAACGCCGAAGAGUUCCGAUGCUCCGAGAGCGCACGACGAUGAUCCUCCGUUCAUCAGACAGAAAACCGAAGAGCUGUGCGCACUUCUUCAGGACCAUCAGGUGGUUGCAGUGUGCGGAGCCAGUGGGACCGGCAAAUCGAGGAUCAUUGCCAGGGCGGCCAGACUGAAAUCGGCAGACAUGCAAGUGGAGUUCGGGUUGUGGGAGGACAUGCAAGUGUACGGAGAGACGGUGAGCACAGAGGCGGCAAAAUGGUUUUUAUCAUGGUUUCUACAAGAAAAUUACAAGUGAAUCAAAAGUUUAGGCCUCGAAAACCCUUUUCCCAGUCUAGACACUGACUACUAACAUUGAUUUGAAUGUUUGCAGUUGAAAAGUAUGAGACGGCCUAACAAAUGGAUAAUAAUCGAUGGGCACAUGGACCAGAAGACGUUGGAGUGGUUUGAAAGGAUCGCCAACCCGAAUACAAUGUUCCCCUGGCGAGAACUUCCCAUUAUAGCGCCAUCGGAAAGGGUUAUCGUGGAGACCGAUUGUCUGGAUCAUCAAACUUAUAAAAGACUGCCGAUGGUUUAUCUGGAGACUUCUGGAGAUUUCGCUCAAGAGACCACACUAGACGCCGUUGAAAGAGCCCAGCUGACUGAGACUAUGAAGUACUUCACAGAGUUUGCGGGCAGGCAAUUGGAAGUUAUGAGGAAGAUUGAGGGAUUGAAGUGAGUAAAGGAUUGGCGCAAUGAUAAUGAUUUCAGAGUGAAAAACUUGCAGGAAAUCGGUGACAACUCAAAGCGAUAAAGUGUUCAAUCACCUCCUUGCCACGUCACUUCUCACUGUUAUGCCAGUCCAACAACUUAUGAGCGGUAUCUUCAAAAGUCAGGAAGCCAAACUUGCGGAAUUCUAUAGAAGCGUUCCGUACUCGAAGGGAUGGUACACUUACAAAGAGCAAAUGAGUAUUACACCUGAGCAAUUUUACAUGAUCUAUUCCAUCAAUCUAAUCCUAAACUCCAACUUCAUCCCCCUUCUAAUCUGUCAGCCGAGCCAUGAGUUCGAAGAGUUCGUCGCACGCCUUCAGACCGAACUGGACGCUCUGGGAUGGCAUCCGAUCACAAUGUCCAUCGACAAAAUGGUCACUAUCGAGGAGAUUAACGCGUUUGUUGGCAAUUGUGCAAUCAUGUUGUUAGUUUUUGCGCGCAUUCGAAAUGUCUGUCUGAUUUUGCUGUUUUCAGUGGCGGACACGAGGUUUCAGAUGGUGACGGAGCAAACUUCUUUUUGAUCAAAGGCAUUGAGAAUGCGUCGGUCGAGGUGUUGGACUGGCUGAGAAACAAGUUCGAGCGGACACUCAUUAUGGUGAAAGAUUUGCGACUUGAAAGUACAUACUGCUAAUGUUUUAUUUCUAAAGAAAAUGAUCUUCAUCGUGUCUAAUACCACUUCAAUCGAAACAUUUCCCUCGAGAAUUCAAAAGUUUCUAUUCCAACUCAACUGGACGGAUAUUAUCAAUGUUCCCGAUUCCCUCACACUUUUCCCACUCGCCAAAUAUCAUCAGAUUCUAAAGAGUUUGACGAGAGAUACGAAACAGAAGGAAGUAGGCGAUUCUAUUCGAAAUCAACUAAUCGACGGUCUUCUGGACGCCAAGUUGCUCACCUUCUAUGAAAAAGUUUCGGAGCUCAGCACCACCGCUAGUGAAUAUAGACUAGUUAGAGGAAAUGCGUUUGUGGAGCCCACAGAGCUCUGUGCCAUCUAUCAAAAGUAAGUGAAGCUUUUCAAAAACUGAUAGUGAUAGGCGAGCAAUUUUCAGUGCGAUUCAAGAGAUGGAAGAUCGGGAGAAGAGGAUUCGAAUCGACCGAAUAGUCGUGUCACCGUCUGAUUCUAGAAUCUUCAAUUUGAUCGAGAAAGUGACACAGGUCAACUAUGGACACAUCGUCGUGGUUGGUGGCGACAAAAAGUUGAGGAACGCGCUCACGAUUUCCACAGAACUCAACAAGCAGGCGCUGGUCACGAAUCAGGGCAUCAAAAGAGUUGAGCAGUGGAGAGAACUCAUGAACGGAGUGCUCAGGAACUGUCUAAUCGACGGAAGGGACACCGUCCUCGGUCUUGAAAUCGGACCCGCUGAGGAUGAACUCGUCGGAGCCAUUCUGGUGGAUGUCACCUGUAUCUGUUGCCACAAAAUGAUUCCCCUCCGAUAUUUGAGCAGACUACUGCUCUCCGAGUUUGGAGAGAAACACACCAUCGAAGGAAAGGGCAUUUGGGAGACGCUGGAGGCGAGAUUGGCUCCUCUGAAAAUAGUGUUGGCUCUCCGGUCGUCCGACUUUUCGUGGCUCAUGAACUGUCAUCGGAUGCUGCUCUCCGUGCUCGUUCUGGUGUGGUGGGGAGAGUCUUCGAGCAAAGAGCAAGAGCGGGAGAUGCUCGAUGAACUACACAGCUCACAACUGUUCUCGAAGCUUCAAACAGAUCAGAUCAUAAAAGUGAUGGGCGAAAUGGUGAAUAUGAAGAUGAUAAGCACGAGGAAAGAGAAAAUGGACAUACUUUCGACUAUUAUGAAGCUGGCGAUCAGGAGGAGGGAAGAGGUGAAAGGGACGAUGACAAAGUACGAGAAGGGAAUGGAGAAGAUGAAGAGGGCCGAGGAGCAAGUGGCCGGGAUGCAGGCAGAGCUGCUCCGAUUGCAGCCUCAACUUGUCAGGACGUCGAUCGAGACUAGCAUGCUCAUGAGCACCAUCGAAAAGGAGACGAUAGACGUGGAGAACGCUAGGGAAGUGGUCGCCGCGAACGAGAACAAGGCGAACGAGGCGGCGACGAAGGCUCAGGCGCUCAAGGCCGAGUCGGAAGCCGAACUGGCGUCCGCCAUUCCUGCUUUGGAGUCGGCCGUGGAAGCUCUCGAAACGAUGACUCAAAGUGACGUGUCCUCCCUGAAAACAAUGCGAUUUCCGCCGUACGCCGUUCGACUUUGCAUGGAAGCGGUUUGUAUUCUGCUCGGAGUGAAGCCGGCCAAAGUUAUCAACGAAAUCGGCGAAGUGGUGAGCGAUUAUUGGGUCUCCGGGCAGAAACUCCUUUCCGAUAUUCAUUUCCUGGCAAAGAUUCGAGGUUUCGCCCGCGACACAAUGAGCAGGAAAACGAUGAAAUUGAUCCGAGACAAGUAUUUGUCGAAGGAGGAGUUCGACCCGGAGAAUGUGAAACAGUGCUCGCUGGCUGCCGAAGGGCUCUGCCGAUGGGUUUUGGCGAUUGAUAUGUACAAUCAGAUCAGUAAGAUUGUGGAGCCGAAACGAGAGCGGUUACGGAAGGCCGAGAUACUUGUGAAGCAGCAUUUGAAGCAGUUGGAAGUGAAACGAAAGGCUCUUCUGGUAUGUUACACUACUGUACAUCUAUGUACUACAAACAUGUUCAGAAAGUGACGGAGAAGCUUCAAGGACUGUCGGAUCAGUUCAGUCAAAUGUGUCAGAAGAAGCAAGAAUUGGAAUCACAGAUCUCAAGUUGUGAGGUCCGAAUGGAGAGGGCCGAGCGGUUGGUUCAGGCGUUGGGAGGAGAGAGGGACAAGUGGAAGAGCAAGAUAACGGACAUCACACACGAGGACUCACUCAAUGUACCCUACUCUGUCGGCUUCACUCUCGCGCUACACCUAUUCGGAAAGCUUCCGAUUGAUGAACGAGAGGUACGAUAUCAAAACAAUGGUGAACUUAUAAAGUAAACAGAAUUCAUUACAGAAAGAAUUGCAAAAAACGAUGCGUAUCUUGUUCCCAAAGCUCGAAAUCACGAUCCCUUGUGACUUGAAGUCGUUGGCGCUGCUCGUGGACAAUCCCAUUUGUUUCGUGAACGAUGACCACUGCUCCUCCGACUUCUUACAUGCUCAAUUCGCGAAAGUUGUGCUCGCGAACGAAUGGACGGAAUCCGAACGAGCGCAGUGUCUUGCUCCAAACUCUGUGCUCCUUUUCGAGUACUCUGAAGAGAAUAAGCAGGUGGCAAAAGAAGUGGAAGAGGCGGAAUAUUACAAGCAAGGAGAGCACGAGAUUGUGUUGCAAAUCGCAAAAACGGUGCAUGAAGUCAACAAAAACUUUCGAGUGUUCUUCAGAACACGCAGGAGCUCGACAAUUCUCAAGCACUCGAUCACAAUAAACAAUCGGUUUAGUGAUCGAGAAUUGAGACAUGAAGUUUGUGAGAAAAUGGGAAGCGCCAAUUGGUUCGAGACGCUGAGCCAUUAUAACGAGUUGGUAGAGUCCCGGGACAGCUAUGUUCGGAUGAUGGAAAGUAAGAUCUAGACUAAAAAAGGGGUCUGGUUGAAUAAAAGAGUUCCAGAAACUGAGAACGAGAUGCUCGAUUUGUUGGGCAGGUCGAAGGAUUUGGAUGACGAGAGGGCGAUCGAUUUGCUGGCAGAAGCUCGAAAUCUGCAAUCUACUGUGACAGCGAAGAAUAAGGAAUUGGCCGAGGUCGAGCAUUCCCUUCGUACCAUUGAAAACAAGAUGUCCGAGGCUAUAGACUACUCAUUGAAAGUUAUCAAAAUGUGCUAUUCACUUCAACAACUCGACCCAUUCUAUGCGGUUUCAUUGGAAUCGCUUGUAGAUGUUUUGGGAACUGUAAGUGAUCAACUAGUCAAUUAACGGUAACGGUAACGGUUGUUCAGAAGCUCACAGAAAACGUGUCAAACAUAAACAUGAAAGAGGUCAGUUACACCAUCUCCAACUUGUACUGGAACUCUCUGAAUAGUCUGCUGAGCUGGGAGGACAAGCUCAUCGUUCAUCACUUGCUCUUCCGCAACCUGAGCCCGAAUGUGGACGCUAAGAUAGAGGUGCCUCGGAAGAAUCCAGUCAGCUUUGACAGUUUUUCAAACUUCUCCUCAUUUGUCACUAAAUCCGAGGCAAAACAACUGAUUCUGCUGAAAUACGACGCUGAGGCCUACGCGACACUUUUACAAUUCGGACAGGUCACCAGAAAUGCCAACUGGAAAGUGUACUCGAUUCUGGAGCACGUGUUAACGUUGGUUUUCCACCUACGUCUAAUAAGAUGAUGUAGCAUUUCAGAAGAUUGGAAAAGUUGGCGGAUGAACCGAUUUGGUUGAUGCUUAACAUUAAUCAGAGUGAUCAAGUGACACUGAACAAGCUCAAGGCAAUUGUGGAAAAGUGGAAGCAACUUCCAGUGGUGCACUCGUCAUUCCGAAUCGUUUGUGCGUACUCGGAAGAAGUGCAGUGCUCCGACGAGAUAAUAUCGCUCUCAUUCCGUCGUUUUUACUUCUCCGCUUCUUCUUCUCUGGCCCAACAGAUUCGAAGGAUUCUCUGCAACCUAUCCAUCAGAACUUCAUUGGACAAAUCGGAAGAGUCGCAGAGAAUCCAGAUUAUCCGAUUGAUGGCGCUUCACUACGGAAUGAAGUUGCGUCGGAAGUUUGACAAAGAGUUUCAAGUUCCGGUGGACGACGCCGACUUGCUGGCGAUGAUGAAACUGUACCAGGAGCUGCGGAAUUUGAGCGAUCAACCCAACGAAGUUCAAGAUUCGAUGAAAGUCCGAACGAAUGUGAUUGAGCCGAUCUACUACGGGAAGACCAAUUGUCUGGUCAAAAGGAAUAUUAUAGGUGCAAUGGUUCAGUGGAUUGUCGAGGGAAAUCUCUCAAUCCCAGCUGACACACUUCUUCGGAGUGUCAUCAGAGACGAUCAGAAUAACUUUGUCAGUUGUCUUUUACAAACUUUCGCCUUGAUUGACGGAUUUUCAGGAGGAUUUUUCCAAUUUCAUCCAAUCUCACGACGACAGUAUACUUUGUGGAUUCAAUGCUCGCAUUUCGAGAGAGUAUCGUGAACAUUUCGAGCAGCGAAUGAUACGGAGAAUGAAGAGUUUGGUUGGAGCAAAAGAAGGAGAACACGUUGUUUCGAAAACGGAUCCAGGAAGAAUCAAGUAUGAUUUUUAAGGCGAUAUAUCUCUGCUGCCGGUGGAGAAUGCAAAAAGUUGUCAACUAAUACAUUGAUCACUAACAUAUUAUGUACAUUUUAUCAGUUGACUACUUUUCAAUAUCCCCACUCGCAACUGAGAUACAUCGCCAUAACUUCAGACCGCGAAGUUGUCUGCUAGAAGUGGAAAAAGGACAAAUGGAAGUGGACGGAAGAGAGCUUUCCAACCUCGCCGAGCUCGUUUCAUUUCUAAAGUUAAAGUUUUGUGCCAAAUACAAAAUGUCCGUGUCGGAUGUGACUGUUGUCGGCGAAUUCGUGGACGCGGAUCGUCCAAUCCACAAAAAGGACUUUGAGGAUAAUCCGAUGCUGAAAAUAACCCACUGUACACUGGUAUCGGCUCAUUUGGUGCAUGGAGAAAUUCGAGUGAGCUGACUGUAUUAUUCAACAACAAACAAAUGAAAUUAUUUUGCAGGAACCGCACUCCAGACAAGGGCAAUACACGACUGUUCUUCUGAGAACUUUGAGGAAAACGGGAACGUUGAACUCUAGAAGCCUGUCAUUUGUCUGCCCGGAAACACUGCAAACUGUCGUCCGAAUACCGUUUCAAUCACAGUUUCCAAUUGCUCAUUGGCAUCUCCGAGGAGCAUUUGUCACCACCGCCAGAACUGUUUGA